AAAUUCGCUUCGAAUGGCGGUCGUGUGGUGCUUUGUUUAAGAAGUGUAAUUUUAAUAAAUUGAUUAUUAAUUCUCUUGGUAUUUGAUUGGUAAAAUAUAUAGUUACUCAGCCAUAAUUUUUUGUGAAUCGUUCUUAGCGUAACAAUUUGAAAAGUCAAUGCAGGGAAUCGAAUCGAUGCAUGUACCGAUAUGAUCGCUUGUAGAAUCCGUGCCCGGGGUGAUUUCUGAAAAAAACGGAUGUGGAUGUUCUUCUUUUUUGAGUUUCAUUGACUUUAAAGUGCAUUGUGGUUUAAAUAUUGGAUAAAUGGAAUUUCUAUGACCGAGCCUGGCUUUUACGCGUUGUUGUAAGAAGCCGAUGGGCAGAGCAUAGUUGGUAGAGCGGGGACGGCCGCCUCAAGAUGAUGGUGGAAACCAUUCUGGAGUCCUCGCAGGACUUUGGCAUGUCGAACGGCGUGCUACCGCAGUGGAAGCGGGAGCUGCUGCAGCGGCGCGCGGCGCGGGCGCGGCCGCCCGUGCCGCCGCCCGCGCCCCCGCCCGCGCCGCCGCCGCCGCCGCCGCCCGACGACGACGAGGAGCUGCGCUACGGGCCCGGCAUCGUCAAGCGCCUCAAGUCGCGCUACCUCAGCCUGGCGCUGCGAGAGGCGCCGCGCCGCCGCCCCUCCGUGCUGCGCCGCGCCGCGUCGCUCGAGCACCUGCUGGACGAGCGGCCGCCGCCCGCGCCGCCCUCCGCGCGCCCGCACGCGCGACCCGCGCGCCCCGUGUCGCUCGCCGCGCCGCACGCGCUCGCCGCGCAGCCCACGCGCCGCGAGUCCGUGAAGCGCGCGCGCUCCGUCGACGCGCUCAGCCGCCUGGACCGGGACGAGCCCCCGCCCGUGCCGCUCGCGCCGCCGCCGCUGCCGCCGCCGCCGCCGCCGCUGCCGCGCGCGGUGCGCCCUCCGCGCCGCGUGACCCCGCUGUUGCGGGAGACCGAGCGACCCCCGGCCGACGUAGUCCGCUCGACGCUGAGAAAGUUCGAAACCGCGCCGCCGCGCCGCACCGCGCCGGCCGCGCGCGUAUCCGCCGUCCUCCGCGGCCUGGAAAACGCUCCGCGCAGCUCCACGCCGGAGCCGCGCGGCCGCUCGCCCAGCCCGGCCGCCGCCGACCUGUCGGCCAUCGACGAGCCCGAGGGCGCGGGAUGCUCGUCCCCGUGCGAGGCGAAGCAGGUGUCUCGCGCCGCGCUGGAAGGCAUCGCUCGCGCCGGCUCGUCGGUCCGCUACUCGUUCCCGGCGCCGCGGGUGGCCUCACAUCUACCUCCGCUGAGCGCCACCAACCCCGUGCUGCUGGGCCGCGCUCGCGCUUCCGCGUCGCCGCGCCGCGUCGGCGUCAUCCGCCCGAUGCCCGCGCAGAGGGACCGGACCGUCCUGUCGCCCACGCCCGUGCCGAGCGACGUCGACGUGGUCGACGAAAAACUCGACGACAUUCCGAGCGUCGCGUCCCCGCCGCCGUUCAACGCCGAAACCCUGCCAAAGAAAGACUCGCCGCCCUCCGCCACCGUGGAACCGCUGCCCCGAACGCCCCCCGAGGAGCGUCCUCUCGUUCUCGCGCAACUCGGGCCCGCAGCUCCGCCGACGACCCGCGACGUGACCCCCGAACCCGAAGCGAAGCCGCGGCCUCCGGGCGCGCAACUCGAAACACCAAAGGUAGCGGCGAAACCGGCGAUAAAUGGCCACGCGACCCCACCGAAACCUUCCGAAACGAAGCCGAAGGGAGCAUUCUCGAAGAUCGGCGCCGCUGGGAUCGAGCGAGCGUGGACGGGAGCGGAAGAGAGGAAGAGUCCGGCGGCGGGCAAGGAGAGGAGCGAGAACGGGGAUGCGAGCCCCGUGCCAGCGUGGGCGCGCGGCGCGGGCGCGGUCCGUGCGACGAAGGGCGCGAGUCCGGGCGGCGCCACGUCCGUGGUGUUCAACUUCUCGGCGCGCAAGGACGUGCCCGACUACAUCGAGAACGACGGCAUCAUCCUGCGCGCCAGCCGCCGGAACAGGUUCAAGGCGGGCGAGUCGGGCAUAGUGGUGCUCCGGCCGGAGGCGCUGGAGCCGGACUCGGAGUCGGAGGAGGAGGACGCGCGGCCGCCCUCGCCGUGCAGCGUGCGCUUCGUCAACGACAACGUGCUGAUCAACGGGCGCUCGUCCAUGGCGGCGCGGAUCACUAUUGCCAAAGACAGAGCUGCCCGGCUAAAGCUCCAGUUCGACGACUCGCUGACGCGCACGUUCGAGUACCCCUCCGAGACCUCCCUGUGCGAGGACAGCCCCGCGGCGCCCUGCCCCGCGCCCGCCGCGCCCGCCACCCCCGCCGCCCCCGCCGCCCCCGCCGCGCCCAGCAACGGCGAGCUGCAGCUGUCGCAGAGCACCAUGAUGGCGCCGCUCGCCGCCAACACGCACCUCGCGUCCGCGUCGCUGUCGCGCUACACGCCGUGCAAGACGCUCGCCGACUCGUUCGCGCUCGGCAUGACUCGCCCCGCCUGCUCGCCGCAUGAGUCGGAGCAGCCAGACGGUAGUAUCACAGAAAACGGCGAUAGUCGGAGCGCCAUAGACAAGGAGCCGUCGCCGGAAGCCGAGGCGGAGCUGGGCGACGCGCGCCCCUGCGCCGCCGAGAGCGCGCGCUCGUGGAGCGAGGCGCGCACGCACGCCACCGACCUGCUGUUCUGAGCGCGCCGGCCGACGACGGGGGCGAACUAGCCUUUACUAUGUAACGAUGACGAGCCAUGGAUACUGUGGCGAGCGGAUUUACUCUCGGAGGUGACUUAUCGAGAUAAAACGGACAGGACGCUGUUAGCCGGGGGAGAAAUGAUGAGCAUUAAACCCCGAACGCAUGGGCCUUUAUUAAACUUUGAACUUAUUUACCACUAAAGCCACUGUGUUAUAGCGUGAACUAUCGUACUGGCGGUGCCAUCUAUUAUGGAACUGAUCAACUAUUAACAUUUCUGUGUUCCAUUUAAUAGUCAUAUUGGUAUAGUAAAUUGGACACGGACGAAACAGAAAUAAAGUUAAACCGUGUCGUGCUCGGUCGUAGCCAUGUGGAGCUACGAACGUUUUAUACGAAAUCGUUGAUACUCCAAAGUUGAUUUAACGAAACGUAGUGUAGUUACCGGCAGGAAACACAUCGAACACACACACACACACAUCACACAUCGAACUUUGGAAAGAGAUUUCUGCUUCGUAGAGCGUCAAUCCAUCAUCAAUAUUUCCUGCUGGAUACUGUAUUAUUUGUCAAUCGGAAAUUAAAUUACUGAUUUUCAAAUACUUUACCAGCUUUUACAAUUAUAGUCUGCAUUUAAUAAAUUCCAAAAUUGCCUUAAAAUUAGAGGUAAAGAUGUACUCGUAAUCUAGUCGCGUCGUUCAUAUAUUGUAGUACCGAUAUUAUACACUGAUAUUGUACUGAACUGAGGAAUACAAUCCAAUGAAAAAAAAUUGUAGGUGUAAUGCGUAAAAAAAUAAGUUCUCACGCGCUAUUAUAAUUUUAUGUGUCAAAUGGCAUGUCAGAAGUACGGACUUUUGACUUGACAGUUGACACAGAGUAAAAAUGGCGCGCGAGAACUCAUUUAGUACGGAUUAUACUUACCUGUAACCGAAAUUUAAUAAAAAAGUGUCUUAAUCGAAACAAUACGUUUAUCAUGUUAAAACAUUCCAUGUAAUACAAACUCAUUCCGAUGUUAUCUGCAUAUAAAGAAUCAAACAUAAAACAGCAGAAUAGAUGUAACGAAGCAAAAAUAUACAUAAAUUCGCCAGUCUUCCAAUCAACGAAAAGACCUACAGAUUUUUAACUUAAAAAUAAAGCAGUAUUUUUGUAACCAUUUUAAAAUAAUGUGUACGAAUUUGUAACUGAUAUAUCAAUAGUCCGAGAGACCACAGUAUGUAGCUCUAUUUCAAUAAAUGACUUUAUAUCUUUAGUACAAAAAUACCUAAAUAAUGGAAAAAUUGAUAAAAUUCCUGAAAAAAAAGAAUGAAAGAAAUUCUUUAUUUGCAUAAGUGUUACAAAAGAUGUUGGUGAUUAUUACAAAGUCCAUGACAUUAGCCGUAGCGGCGUACAAAUAUUGUGGUAGUUAAUUAUAAAUCAAAUGAUAAAAAUUCAUAAAUAUUCAUAAAUUCAGAUUCAUAAAUGAUUUUUUGUACAUUUACAUGCUGUUUGUAAAAUUACACUCAUUAAUUUAUUAUGAGAUACGUUUGGAUAGUCAAAUAAAUCUGGAGUUUAUACAAAAAAAAACAAAUCAGAUCAAAUAUUAAAGUUAAAAAAAAUAAGUAAACAUAUGAUAAAGAGAAUGUCAAAUAAUGAAAAUGUCCGAAUAAGAAAUGAAAAAUUCAGUCAUGAACAUGGAUCAAUAUCAUGAACUCAUAAAUAAAUAAAAUGCAAUGGUGUAAAGAUGUCAAUAAAACCUAAUAUCUAUCUAUAAAUAUUAGUACUAUAAUCUAUAAAUUACAUGAAUAAUAAUAAUAAUUAACACAGAAAUAGGGGUUUCAUCAUGUGGGCUCUCGGUCCAUAGUAUUAACUGUUCAUUAAGUUGACCGCAUAUUCUUCAGUACAUACCUGAAAAUGACGAAUGAAUGAUGAACUUGAUUUGUAGUCAGCGCGCUAUGAUUGGCUGAUAUAUUUUCGCACCAUUCAAAAAUGGUAUUUCUGCGCAGGUACAUCAGCGUAACUUAUAAAUGUGGUAGUACUGUAGUAUGCGAUCAGUAUUAGGUUCAAAAUGCACGGAGGAUUAUUAUUUGACCAUCCGUGCGUUUUGGCCUUUAAGGUAACCAAUGACAUUUGAAAUGCCAAAAGCACACUGUACAAUGUGCAACGUAAGUUAAGCUCUGCUCAAUAAUAGUUCAAUUGUAGAACGCUCAGUCAUAUCUAACAAGUACUUAACACACAGAUUAUAGGACAAAGAUAGAAGCUCCUGCGAAUAUACAAGCUACUCAAAGUGAAGCCAGUUUUAUUGCAUUCAAUUCGGUGGUGGUGCAUUCGAGUUCUGAUAUUGGCUUCUUUGUACCCUAUUUUCCUAUAGUCUGUGAAAUAACAUGAAUUUUAUUUAAACAAGCUCGACUGAUUAGUAUAGCUUAUGGAAAACAAAAUUUUGACAACUUUUCUAAGGUUUUAUACAAGCUUACUGUAAAGAAUGUUCUAAAUUUUUUAUAAAUCUACAGUACUUUUCAUGUCAAAAGCUUACAAGUGACCAAAAGUGUCUGUUGUAAAUGUUUUUUUGUUGUAGAGUCAAAUCUUAUGUAUAUUGGAUGUAAUCAAAUGUAAUAGUUUAUAUUGAAUCAUUCCUGAAAGUCCAUUCCUAAAUUAUUGUGGUAUCUACUUGAAGUUUUUGGACCGUUUUUACACCUUUUAUACUGAAUACGAUUAUCGUGAAAUAAAAUAAUAUAUUAUGAAGUGAUAAGUACGUAACCAUUUAUUAUUAGUAUUAUAUUACAAAUUAAAGGAAAAAUGUAGAUGGAACCCUAUGCAACAGAUAUGUUCAAUAAUGUAAAGCUCUCAGUGGUUCUGUAGCCUAUUACCUAGUUUGCCACCACAAUUAAUUCAUGACUAUUAGAGACGAUUCAAUAUCGUUCUUAAUAGCCACAUUAAUGUGCUAGAACAGUUUCAGAUAAUUGAAAAAUAGUGAUUUUUAUGCGUAAAAUUUUGUACUAGAGGUGCUGUUUCACAUAUUGGUGGUCCGUCUAUGUUUUUCCUUUAGUCUAUGACUAUAGUUAUCAUGUACUACAUAAACAACAUGUACUAAUUAGUGAGUAGUGAUCAUAAUAUUGCUGGAACUGUGUGCAAUUCUUAUUGUAUUUAUAGUAUUUAACCUAAGCAAGCUUUGCUCCAAGCAAAUAUGUCAUAUUAUAAGGCCUGGUUUACACACGCGUAUUAGUUGCACCGUAUCAAAACUUGGUAAGUGAUUUAUGGCCGAAUUUAAUAAUUAAUUGAUCCUAUCUGCAAUCUGUGGAUACGUUACUAAGCAUUGUUAUUAUUUAUCAAAAAAUGUAUGGAAAUAAUUAACAACAUCGCUAAGUAAUCUAACGACAGAUUACGGAUAAAUCGGAUUGCGGAUUGAUCGUUGUAAAUAUUAAAAUGAAAAAAAAGACUAUAAAUAAUCACUUGCUAGGUUUUGAUUUGGAACUACGCUAUUAUUAUGAUUUUAGUAACAAAGUACAAAACGUAAAAUGUACUUUUGUUUACGUUUGGCGCUAAUUUGUAACUAAACUAAAUUGAAAGGAUCUAAGUGGUGCCGUCCUUUUCACACUAAAUGGACUGCGGAAAAGGAUAGCAUUAAUUUUAUCCCCCUUAAUUUAGUUUGCGGUUGGAUAACAGCCAUUAUUGCUACAUACGCGUCACGAAAGUUGAAAAAGUAAGUGGAUAUUGCUCGGGUUCCCUGUGCUUGAAGCGACCUGCGGACCUCAGAUGAUACGUCAUUUACUGUAAUACAAGCUGAUGCCCGCGAUUUCGUCCGCGUGGAUUUUUUUUUAAAUCCCUAAUAUAUAAAAAGUAGUAUAAUGUGUUACUUUCCAGAUCUUAAAAUAUAUCCAUGUGAAACAUCUCAUUUAUCUAUUGUUCCGAUGCGACGUAAUUGAAGGACAAACCAACACACUUGCGCAUUUAGUUAGAAUAUGGGUAGGGAUGUCAACUUUCGAGACGCGUGCUAUAGAUAAUAUUGGUGCUAAUUUGGUUUACACAAAUCUUUAAACUAAAUUGACAGAUCUAAAAAAGUAUUAUCUCUUUCAUUAUGUUCCUUGCGGAAAAGGAUGGCACUAGUUACAAAUCUAUCAAUUUAGUUUAUAGAUUUAUGUGUGGAACUGAAUUAACACUUAGUGUAUUUAAUAAUAGUGUGCAUUGCUAGGUUGUAUGUAUUGUGAUUGACGCGAGGGGGUGCCCGAGGGAGGGCGAGGCUCACGAGCAUUUAUUUUAGUUAAUUAACUCUACGUCACUAUGCGUAGCUUCGCUCCGUAAAGCGUCGUUGUAAUUUGAUGCUCACCGUACGCUUGCGAUAUGCUUUUAUAUUUUUACCGACCUUAACUAUUACUAUUUUUUUUUUAUAUCUUGCUAUCGAAUUGAAAUUGUAACUCCACACAUUUAACUGCCGAAAUCAUUAUUAACAAUCCUUUUUAUAAUCUGUCGUUAUGUUACUUAGCAACGUGGUUAUUGGUCAAAAAUUGAAUGGUCCUUUUUGACAAAACAACCAACGUAUGUUGCUAAGCAACUUACCGACAGAUUACGGGUAGAUUAUUAUUAAUUUCGACCGUUAAUUAAACUAAACCGAGGAGUUCAAAACGAGACGUCAGUUCAAAAGAAAUGCGUGAAUAAAUAAAUUAUGAAAAGGCUAGUUUUUUUAGAUCCGAAUAUGUAUUUAAAAACGCACGAUAAGACGUAGAUAUGUACAUUGAAUAAAACAUUACACUUUUCUUUAUGUGUGAAUACAGUAAGGUAGUUCGUUGUGAGUUGUCUGUCGUGUACCUUACAAAGAAGCAGCGCGCAACCGUACAGGAAGCGUACAAUGACGAUGACGCGCGUGCGACGCGCAGCGUGGCGUAUAUUUAGCGUAGGUUAGUAUUUAGUAGCUGAUUCGUUCAGGCACGCUUUAAGAGUGUCAUAUUAUGUUUGUUUGUUCGUAUUGUACUGACCGCUGCUUCGUACAUCCAGCGUUAUAACGUGUAACAGUUCUUGCAAUUCACGAGCGCGCGUGGACUUUACUUGUGGUUACGCGUCGUAUACAAGAACAUUGCGUAAGUGUGCGUGCCGGUCGGACCAAUCAGACGCGAGCAAGCGCUCGCAACGCACACGUUUACGUAUACCAAUACUACUUUAACAUGAGCAUAAUCCAUAUGCACUCAUGAAACGCAAGAACUAUGUCGAUAACGGUGCUGAUUCGGUCGUACAUGUCAAAAAGUUAAGCUAUCCCUUUCCGCAGGGAACAUUGUGAACAGGAUAGCACUAUUUUAGAUUUGUAUGUAGAGUUUACAGAUUGUGUACAAACUAAUUAGCACCGUUAUGUGUAGAUAAGCAUCCCUAGCAUCGUAUGAUAGUUGUCAGAUAUUGUGACUAUCGCAAUUGUUGUCCUGACAUUGUGACUAUCGCAAUUGUUGUUGUAUUACUCCCAUUAAAAUAUUGGUUCUUAUUCAGUUUUUAAAUAAAUUGAAAGUUCUCAAUAUAACGACACCCCUCCCACAAUGUUCUGCAUAGAAAAGGACAGAAAUAUCGAUAGACCUGUAAAUUUACGGUCGAAUUAAUAAAUCAAUCUAUCCGUAAUCUCUCUGUAAGUUACUUAGCGACGUUGUUUUAUUUCAAAAAGACCAUACGUGCAUGACGUUGCUAAGUAUCUUAUCGACAGAUUACAGAUAGGAUACAUUUCGGCCGUCGGUUUAGUUCAGUCAGGGAGUGUACACAACCGAAUUAGCACGAGACAGCUAGUCAGUAGGAUUGCGAUUAUUGUAUUGAUUGCUAUCACAGUUACGUGCUAGGGCUGCAGAGAUAAAGUAGAUCGAACCCAUGGUGCGAUUGUUGUUAGGGUUCGACCGCAUGGAGGCUAAGCGCUUAGGGCGGACGACGAUAGUGUGGUGACUACCUUUUAUACUCGAAACUCCAUUUUUUUUUAUUAGAUGAAAACUGAUCCGAUACACAGGUUGAUUGCUAACUCGUCAUAUUUGUUUUGUGUCAACAGACUGUAAUGUCAACAGUAUGGUAACGGUAGAUUAUGGAAUAAAUCGUACUCUUGGCAUGAUACAUAAAGCUAAAAUGGUGAGUGCAUUCUCAAAGCAUAUGCAAUAUACGCAUCGCGCAACUCUGAAAUAACCUUUGCCCGCGGUUUCGCUUGCGUGAAAUUCUAUCUAAGAGAUCACGAAUUCUGACCAAAAAGUCAGUAUACAGUUUGAUUCUAUUUUCAUCUUUUAAAUUGCGUAAGGCUUGUAAGAACUGGAUCAGUAGUGUUUACUUUAUGUGCUCACAUACAAACUUACAAAACAUUCAGUCUUACAGCCAAAAUAUCGUUACAUAACAGUUUAAAAGUUAAAUAUAUAUAAAAGCAUCAGUGUUCUUAUUUGGACUAUUUUCAAGAGAUACAAUUAGAACAUUAGCUAUUUGCACUUGUAUAGGGAAAAUAUUGUUAUACAAAUGGGUAAGGUAUUGUUUAGAUCGCGUGCUGAAGGAAGGAAAAUUAGCUACUCUCGAAGAUUUUCCUUAUAUCUCCCCCCACGGCACUUCCCUAUCGUGUCCUCCCUGAGCCGCGUUUGAUGUAGCUAGUUGUUAGACGCUGCGUGUAGGAGGGCGCGCACACUUGCCAAUGCCUAGUUAUAUUGUAUUACUUAUUAUAUGUUAGUAUGUUACAUUGCAACUACUAUGACAUUCAUACAUUUAUCGACUAAGUAUUUUAUUGGUGAUUAUAUCAUGUAAAAUUAUUAAUGUACUGUAAUAAUUGUAUGCCGACAAGUCGCACCAAACUACAUGACCGUUGAUCUGCCAAGGAGGCUAACGCGGAAGUUGUGAUAUUAACAGUCAAUCAGAGGUGAUAAGAAUCAUCACACGUCGCUGUCAAACUUUGGUGCUAGGCCUACAGCCAGCUAUUGUUGUGAUUGGCUGGAUUUAUGGUACACUUCUGUCGAAACUCAUAUCAACACCUACCUGUCAAUCGAAGGAUUUGCAUUGUCGCAUUGAUUCAUUGAUUGAUUGAUUUUCAGUGUCCGUUGAUUGAUUCUCAGUGUCCGUUAUAAGGACUGAUUUUGAAUAUAGUACCAUCGUUUUACAUUGUACAUGCCAUACUACAGUUUAUUUACAUUUAAGUAAACUAAAGGCGCUAACACAUUACCGUGUUGUGAGGUUGUGACGCAAGUAGCGCCUCUGAUUUGUCAGCACAAACAUCGCAGUAAUGUGUCUAUACCUUCAGAGCGAUCGUGAAGUUUGGUGCGAGCUGUAAUUUAGAUUGUAAUGCGCAGUACUGAGCGCCGUAGUCGAGUUUUCUUUUAUACGAGCGUAACACAUGUCAAAUACUCCGGUUUCACUCGCUGCGAGUGAUAGCAACCGAUGACGUUUAUUUAGUGUAAACAUAAACUUAUUGGUUCAAAUAUUAUAGUUGUUUGGGUACAAAAGGGCACAUGAUCACCGCUUCGGACGAUAAGGCCUCGUGUCACGUUACGGACCCUUAAAGAAAUUCGUUGAAAACUUCUUUGGAACGCGUUCAAAAUAAACUUGAAGACUAGCUAAUAAUCUUCCUAUAUUUUCAUGAUUUGUCCUGAAAAAAGACAUUUUUAAACUCGUGAUAGUAAACACGUUCCAACAUAAGAUAGUUUCACUGCGCGACAUGUGUUGUUAAGCCAUACCGGAAGGAAGCGGUCAUCAUGUCGCCACGGACGCCCGACCUUCAGGAGUGCGGACGUCCGCGACGCUGGGCGGCAAUAAACAUGUACACAAAUAUA
This is a messenger RNA of Maniola jurtina (meadow brown), 10403 nucleotides long. RefSeq names its product serine/arginine repetitive matrix protein 1 (gene bif). Gene Ontology annotation, biological process: chemotaxis; neuronal signal transduction. NCBI's taxonomy places the organism in Eukaryota, Metazoa, Arthropoda, Insecta, Lepidoptera, Nymphalidae. Gene Ontology annotation, cellular component: rough endoplasmic reticulum membrane; nuclear membrane. Gene Ontology annotation, molecular function: microtubule binding. The transcript has 7 exons. Bases 399 to 2681 code for a protein of 760 amino acids. The record is from RefSeq and is a predicted model, not a curated record.